AUGUCGGGAGGCUUCGCCAACGCCGUGUACUACCCCUCGUGGAUCAUCUACAAGGGCAAGCCCCCGUCAUCGUUGAACGUGACCCAGGCGAGCCAUGUUCUCUACUCGUUUGUCGGCAAACACGAUGAUGACGAUGACGAUGACGGGCUGACGUCCAUCAAGGCUAUUGACGAGUGGGCCGAUACAGGCGUCGAGGCCGACGGCGAGAAGGGCUGCCUCGCGGCCCUCGCCAAGCUGAAGCGCUCCAACCCGCACCUCAAGACGCUCGUGUCCAUCGGCGGCGGCACCGGCAGCGCGCAGUUCCCCGCCAUGGCAGCCAACCCGCAGGCCCGCGAGACAUUCGCCCGGGCGAUCCGCGCCUUCGUCGAGCAGCACGAGCUCGACGGCGUCGACACACCCCAAGAACGCCCGCGAGGGCCAACGACUUUCUUGCACCUCCUCUACACGAUCCGCACGCAGCUGCCGGGCCCGCGCUACCUCCUGACGACGGCGCUGCCGCCGGGGCGAGCGGCGGGCCACCCGUUCUCCGACGCCGGCGAGAUGAACUAUUGCGACUUUCCGGCGGCCUGGGUGGAGCAGGCGCGCGUCGACGAAGAGGCGGCGGCGGCGUGGCACGUCGAUCCCGACAAGGGGUUCGCGAGCUUCGACACGCCGGCGAGCGUCCGCAUCAAGGCGCGCUGGGUCAGGGAGAGGCAGCUCGGCGGGCUCAUGUACUGGACAGGCUCGGCGGACCGGCCGGGCAGGGAGAGUCUUGUGAGCGCUGGGUAUCUGGAGAUGCACGGGUAUGCGCCGCUGUAG
This is a messenger RNA of Verticillium alfalfae VaMs.102, 798 nucleotides long. Its product is annotated as chitinase 18-2. Gene Ontology annotation, molecular function: chitin binding; chitinase activity. The transcript has 4 exons. The coding region runs from base 1 to 798 and encodes 265 amino acids. Gene Ontology annotation, biological process: chitin catabolic process; carbohydrate metabolic process. The record is from RefSeq and is a predicted model, not a curated record. Gene Ontology annotation, cellular component: extracellular region. Lineage: Eukaryota; Fungi; Ascomycota; Sordariomycetes; Glomerellales; Plectosphaerellaceae.